AUGUUUAACCCUAAUGGUCACUUUUUGGGCAGAAACCGCCGCCUCUGCGGCUACGACUUCCAAAGGCGAACCACCGUCGAAAAAGAGGAAAACGAAUCCAUCUCCUCCUCCGUCGCUUUUGUCACUCCCAGAUGUUCUCAUUCUAAACUGUUUAUCCCGUAUACCGAAAUCGUAUUACCCUAAACUCUCCAUAGUCUCCAAAACAUUUCGUGAUCUCAUCAUAUCCAUUGAUCUUAACCACGCUCGAUUUCACCACAAAACACAAGAACACUUUUUUCAUGUCUGCUUAAAGCUUCCCGAUCGUCCUCUUCCCUCGUGGUACACACUCUGGAUCAAACCCCAAGGAUUCGAUGACAAGGAGGAGGAGAAGAAGAAGAAGAAGAAGUCUACCUUGGUACAAGUACCUUCUUCCUAUGCUUCUCAAACACCAUUGCUCGUAGUAGGUAUUGAUUCAGAUGUCUAUGCAUUCAAACAAUGUUAUCCUCCCUCUCGGGUCAUGUUUGUUCGUAACAAGGAGUGUGUCAUAUGGCGUAAUGCCCCCGACAUGACUGUGGCUAGAGCUAAUCCUGUUGCCUACGUCUUCGAUAGGAAAAUAUAUGUUAUGGGAGGUUGUGCGGAAACCGAAUCCGCAAAUUGGGGUGAGGUUUUUGAUCCAAAGACUCAAACUUGGGAACCUUUACCUGUCCCUUCCCCUGAGCUCCGCUUCUCUUCAAUGAUUAGAAAAAUAGAGAUGAUCCAAGGAAAGUUUUACGUGAGGAGCAAUGACAGCAAGGACUCUGUUUAUGAUCCGAUAAGAGAGAAAUGGAACGUUGCAGCGAAACCGCAGUUGAAUGAUAGUAGGUGUUCGGUAGGUAAUGUUUGGUACUCUUGUCGUCCCAACAGUUUCUUGUGGUUUGACAAUGAAAUUAAAAAUUGGAGACUGAUCAAGGGUUUGUCUUCGUUGAAUCAUAGUUGUCGUAGUGGUUUGAUUGAAACAGUUUGCUACGAUGGGAAUCUCUUACUAUUGUGGGACAAGCCUACCAAGCCUCGCCGUCGUGUUUGUGAAGACAAGUAUAUUUGCUGUGCGUUGAUUUCGUUUAAUAAGCGCAAAAAUGGUCAAGUUUGGGGUAAGGUUGAGUGGUCUAAUGUUGUGCUUACGGUUCCCAGUUCAUACCGUUUCUUGCGUUCUACAGUGAUACGGACUUGAUCAACAUGUCUUUACUUGUUGAGGAUGGCUUUUAUAUGUAAUUCUUGAAACACUCAUCCGUUGUUUGAAACAUAGUAGUACUGCUUAAAUCAUUGAUGUUCAAAGCUUUGCUUAACCUUUAUUAAAUAGUUUGACAUGAAACUAUGCU
Messenger RNA from Arabidopsis thaliana (thale cress), 1334 nucleotides. Its product is annotated as Galactose oxidase/kelch repeat superfamily protein. The record is from RefSeq and is marked reviewed. Bases 14 to 1186 code for a protein of 390 amino acids. The transcript has a single exon. Lineage: Eukaryota; Viridiplantae; Streptophyta; Magnoliopsida; Brassicales; Brassicaceae.